UUGAUCUCAGGACGUAAGUAAACACUCCCAUGUCAAUCUAUCAUUUACCUCACCAGAAUCCUUCAAACGUGAUAACAUUGACCAUUCCCCACAAGGAUUAUAUCCUCUAAAAACAUCCAAGAAUCCUGAAUAAGGCAUACAACCCAGGACGGAUCCAUGGAGUCAGAAAUCUCCCACCAGUAUCCCCCACUUGUCAUUGGCCCUCAACCCCUUCAACUUGCACACCAAUCGUUUCAGUAGCAUCAGCGGUCACCAUUCCUCUAUGAAUGGGCAAUGAACCAUUCCCCAGCAGUCUCCGGUCCGCCGCAGGAGCCGUCGGAACAGCAACAACAAGCUGCGCAUGAAGAGAGAGCUCGGUGCGAAUGGAACUUCCGUCUCUCGGCUGCUGUCUCCCCGGCGGCUACCGGAGCCAUCUCCGACGCCAUCGGCACCGUCGAGUUCGACCCCACCGACCGCCUCCUCGCCGCAGGCGGCAUCGCUAGAAAGAUCAGGAUAUACGGCCUCCGCAGCUUGCUGCCGGAAGAGCGCGGUCCGAGCCCCACCUUCUCCGACCACUCGACUGCCUGUCGGCUGUGUAUCUGCACGCCGGCCAAGCUCAGCAGCCUGCGGUGGCGGCCCGACUCGAGUGGCCGCAUCAUUGGUUCCGGCGACUACGACGGCGUGGUCACCGAGUACGACGUGGAGCGGGGCUUCCCCGUGUUCGAGCGUGACGAGCAUGCCGGGCGCCGCGUCUGGUGCGUGGACUACUCCGUUGACGGGGCCCUCGGCGCUUCGGGGUCCGACGACGGCACCGUGCAGCUAUGGGACUCGAGGUGCGCCGACGGCGGAUGCACGGCGGUCGCACGCGCCGACGGAGCGGUCUGCAGCGUGGAAUUUGACCCGGAGGGCGGGCCGUGGGUCGGGGUGGGGAGCGCCGACCGGCACGCGUACGUGUUCGAUCUGCGGGCGGUCUCUGCAGGGCCAGUGGCGGCGCUCAGUGGGCAUGGGCGGACGGUGACGUACGUGCGGUUCGCGCCGGGAGGGCGGCGGGUGGUCACGUCGGGGAUUGACGGCUCCCACCGACUGUGGGACUGGGCGGAGGGGAGGCAAGUCCGGGCGUACCGCGGCCACGCCAACUCGCGUAACUUCAUCGGCAUGUCGGUGUGGCGCGGCGCGGGGCUCAUCGGGAGCGGGUCGGAGAGCAACGAGGUGUUCGUGUACGAUCUCCGGUGGGGGGAGCCAAUAUGGGUGCAGGGCUUCGGGAACCGAGGGGAGGAGGGGCAGAGCCGCGACGGGUUCGUCGGGGUGGCGAGCUGGAGGCAAUCGGCCGCAGGGGACGGCGAGGGCGCGCUCGCUGCAGGCGGAUCCGAUGGGGUGUUGCAGGUGUUCGUUGGGAGGAAGAUGACGGGAUCUGACUGAUACAAACCCCCAUACCAGUGCUAAUUCUUCUUUCACUUCUUUGAUGUUUUGAUGUUAGCAAGUUCAUUUCAUAGCUCAUACAACAUAUAAAACAAAAGAUUUUCCAUUUAAGCAUUACUAUCAUACUGUGAGAACAUUUGGAGAGGAUUGAUGAUCCAAAUUUGAUAGGAUUUCUUCUGUUUCUGGCUACAUUACAUUGAGCAAUAAGAUAUAUUUGAUCUCUCUC
Molecule: messenger RNA, 1624 nt
Organism: Musa acuminata subsp. malaccensis (wild Malaysian banana)
Lineage: Eukaryota; Viridiplantae; Streptophyta; Magnoliopsida; Zingiberales; Musaceae
Product: WD repeat-containing protein RUP2-like
Biological process (GO): response to UV-B
Molecular function (GO): protein binding
Source: RefSeq, a predicted model, not a curated record